Diatraea saccharalis (sugarcane borer) is the source of this 618-nucleotide messenger RNA. The record is from the annotation of a GenBank genome assembly. Lineage: Eukaryota; Metazoa; Arthropoda; Insecta; Lepidoptera; Crambidae.
AUCCAAAUAUUGUAAUUGGCAUUUUGCAAGAAGAUUAGUUAUUUCACAAAGUUAAGUUAAGUAAAGGUAUGUACCCAUACCCAUGAAGGUAAUAAGUAGCUCGGUGGCGUAGUGGAUAAGCGCCGCGGCCCGCGAUCGUUGACGUUAAGCAACUUUCGCAAGGGUCGGUCACGGGAUGGGUGACCAAAAAAAUUAUUAUCUCGAGCUACUUCGUGCUUCGGAAGGCACGUUAAGCCGUUGGUCCCGGCUGCAUUUGCAGUCAUUAAUACCCUCCAAUCCGCAUUGGGCCAGCGUGGAGGGUCAUGGCCCAUCCUCCUUAACCAUCCAUAAGAAAGGCCUGAGCCCCUGCAGUGGGGACGUAAAAGGGCUGGUGAUUGCUACUCCGUGCUUCGGAAGGCACGUUAAGCCGUUGGUCCCGACGACUGCAAAUGCAGCCGGGACCAACGGUUAAUACCCUCCAAUCCGCAUUGGGCCAGCGUGGAGGGUCAUGGCCCAUCCUCCUUAACCAUCCAUAAGGAAGGCCUGAGUCCCUGCAGUGGGGACGUAAAAGGGCUGAUGAGGAUGAUGAUAUUAAUAAACAAGAAAUGUGAUAUUGUAAUUUGAUUUUUUUUUUUGUUU